Messenger RNA from Uranotaenia lowii, 780 nucleotides. RefSeq names its product putative per-hexamer repeat protein 5. The record is from RefSeq and is a predicted model, not a curated record. The coding region runs from base 1 to 780 and encodes 259 amino acids. Lineage: Eukaryota; Metazoa; Arthropoda; Insecta; Diptera; Culicidae. The transcript is spliced from 3 exons.
AUGACUCCGGCUAAAACAGAUUUUUUGCCCGCUAAUGUAUGUGGAUUCUGGUCCACUGGAUCGAAAUAUGCUAAUUCAAUUGCUCAUCAGCAAGAAUCUCGCGAGCAUCGGUCGAACGACAACAAGGGCAAGGGCAAUGGCAAGGGCAAGGGCAAGGGCAAGGGCAAGGGCAAGGGCAAGGGCAAGGGCAAGGGCAAGGGCAAGGGCAAGGGCAAGGGCAAGGGCAAGGGCAAGGGCAAGGGCAAGGGCAAGGGCAAGGGCAAGGGCAAGGGCAAGGGCAAGGGCAAGGGCAAGGGCAAGGGCAAGGGCAAGGGCAAGGGCAAGGGCAAGGGCAAGGGCAAGGGCAAGGGCAAGGGCAAGGGCAAGGGCAAGGGCAAGGGCAAGGGCAAGGGCAAGGGCAAGGGCAAGGGCAAGGGCAAGGGCAAGGGCAAGGGCAAGGGCAAGGGCAAGGGCAAGGGCAAGGGCAAGGGCAAGGGCAAGGGCAAGGGCAUGGGCAAGGGCAAGGGCACGGACAAGAGCAAGGGCAAGGACAAGUGGAAGAGCAAAAGCAAGGCCACAAGCAAGAGCCAGAGCAAAAGCCAGAGCAAGAGCCAAAGCAAGAGCAAACGCAAGAGCAAAAGCAAGAGUAAGAGUAAAUGCAAGUGCAAAAGCAAGAGCAAGUGGAAGAGCAAGAGCAAGAGUCAAAGCAAGAGCAAGAGCGAGAGCCAGAGUAAGAAAUUAGAUAAAGAGCAAGAGCAAGGCAAGGGCCAGAACAAGAACACAGGCAAAAGGAAGAGUUAG